This is a messenger RNA of Xiphophorus maculatus (southern platyfish), 1478 nucleotides long. RefSeq lists its product as uncharacterized. Gene Ontology annotation, molecular function: zinc ion binding; nucleic acid binding. The record is from RefSeq and is a predicted model, not a curated record. NCBI's taxonomy places the organism in Eukaryota, Metazoa, Chordata, Actinopteri, Cyprinodontiformes, Poeciliidae. The transcript has 2 exons. Bases 329 to 1261 code for a protein of 310 amino acids.
AACCUUUAACUGGUGGUGCCUCCACCAUGGCGGCUAGCCAUGGUGGAGGCACCACAGUGUUCGGUUUUUAUUUAAGGAAAGAGAAGAAGAAAAUAGAAUAACAAGAUUGGACUUUUCCAGAAAACUAAUCCAACAGGUGCUGAAGUUUCGGCCAGAUGACCUGAAUUGUAUCCUUACCCUGCCUUUCAAUAAGGGAUAUGACGUAAGUUUUUGCUCUGCCGCACUUCUUAAGGAGUUUUGGACACGGUUUGAAAAUGCUAAGACCCAGUUUUCAGCUUUUGACGUCGAGAAACUGACUGACAACUCCCUGAAAACGGUGAUUGUCAGGAUGUUCAAUGAGACUGUCAGUGCUGAAGACAUCUGUAUGUGGCUGGGUAGAUACUGCACUGUGAGAGGCCAGGCUAUGAAGGUGCGGGAUGUGGACGGCAUCUGGAACUGUGCUUGGCGGGUCCCCAUUAAACAAUGGGAAGACCCCCAUGGCUUCCAGGGCCUGAAGCAUCUCCCCUCAAUGAUAGUCCUGGGGGAGAACAGAGGCUACAUUCACUAUCAAGGCCAACCCAAACUGUGUCGGAAGUGCGGCGAGCAUGGUCAUCUGGCCGAAACUUGUGAAAAAGUUUUCUGUGGACCGGGAACCAGUGACUCCAGUGCGCGGCCUCCUGUAUGGAGACGCCUCCACCGUUUGGCGCAACGUGAGCCGUCCCGUCCUUCCAAACAGACUCCAGGAUGUCAUGGAUGGUGGCUCAUGGGAUCCUGCCGGUCAGAGCCGUUAUGCUCCCGCGGCAUGUCUGCAACGGCCAUCUGCCCCCGACCCGGUUGUGGCGCGCCGGAGUCGGUGAGGCCCCUGCUGUGGGAGUGCAGCGCUGCUGUGGACCUGUGGGCGAAAACCGGCUCCUUGCAAUUCCCACACUUGCCAGCAAGGGAGGUCCUCCAUGCACAGCUAGUGCUGUACGGGGUGAGCCAGCAGAAAAUGACUAAAAAAGACUUCGCUGAGAUGUGGCUCACCCCAGCCACCAUCAAAGACGCCAUUUGGACCUCCAGAAACUUGCUGGUGAGCAGGCGCAGGCAGAUGCCCCCAGUGGCUGUGAUCCGGAUGGCGGCAGCAAAAGAGGAACAUCAAGGGCUGCAGGUGGCGCGCCAAGGACACAGCCACCAAGAAGAAUCGCCUGCGCCUCAGUGGACGAAGGAGCCGGCGCUCCACGAGCAGAGGUCCAAGCAGCGGCGGCCCGGCUCUCCGGGUGAGGCAGGAGGGAAGGAGCUUUAGGGUGGGAUCCCCUCUGAGCACCAGCGCUGUCUGGAAGGACGGGACGGCUCCGGACUUUGGAAGGAGUCACCCCGGUCCUGCUCAACUUUUUAACACACAGAGAUUUUGUAUUUUAUAUUCUUGUUCUUAGCUUCUUUUAGCCUAAAUUGAUGAAUUUGAAAGUUUUUAGAAAUUUCUGAAUAAUUGCAACAAUGUAAUGUUUUUAAAUGUUUACAGU